Molecule: messenger RNA, 1956 nt
Organism: Thlaspi arvense
Lineage: Eukaryota; Viridiplantae; Streptophyta; Magnoliopsida; Brassicales; Brassicaceae
Source: the annotation of a GenBank genome assembly
UUGGUCAAUACUUGCUUGUGGCUGAUCCCUAUUGUUCAUGGUCUUAACCUAUUUGUUCAGCUUACUAGUAUGAUAUGGGGUGAUGACGGUGAGACAGGCGACCAUAUUGUGCCUUUUAAAGUAAGAAGGGAACAACUUAGCAAGAAAGAACGGAGCGAAGAGUCUAAGACACUUAAGCCAGCUGAGCAAACUGGGACUAAAGUUAACCUCAACGAUGAUAGUAAAUUUGGGAGCAGUUCGGGCAUUGAUGUCGAUAAAGGGACUCCUCCUCAGCCAGAUUUUUGUAUGAGUUCAUGGCCUGACUCAUCUCUAUCUAAUGCCAGAGAAGCUGGACCAGAUUCGAGUGCCACCGAACUUUCUAAAUGCUUAGCUGAGCCAGCCGGAUAUAUAUCUACGAGAGGUGAGAAAACGUCUGAACUUGGGAAAGGCCCUGAUAUUUUUCAUAGCACUGAUGAGGAGCAAGGUGGUUUUGAUGAGUACGGGUGGGCUAACAUUGGUAGUUUUGAUGAUCUUGAUCGAAUGUUCAGCAAUGAUGUCCCUAUAUUUGGUGAUGGCAGUCUCAACGAUCCUGAUGAGUUAUGGUCUUCUUCUAAAGAUGUAUCCAAUAGUCCAUCAAAAUCAUUACCAUCAAUUUUGGACUCUCAAGAUUUAGAAUUGGAUAUUCAAGCUAAGUUUGAGCGACAAGAGAACCAGCAAUUUCCAGUGACUGGAAACGCAAACGCCAAUGGUCCGUCAUCCCAAAAUGUGCUGAGUGUACAUGUUACCCCAAAGGCUGAGCAAUAUCGCGAGCAUACGGGUCAACCCUCAGUUGAGGACCAGCCAUAUCAACAAAAUAAAAUGAUGAAGUUUUCGAAAAUGUCUGGGACUUCUGAGACGGGAGCAUUUCAAGAUCUGUACGGUCAGAGGACUUCAUCCAGGAAUUCACCUGGAAAAUUUGUAAAUCAGUUGGCACCGUCACGAUCCUCUUUGAUGGCUGUUAAUAUGCAGAGAGAGUCUCAAGGGUCUGGGACAUCACACUAUCCACAUAUGCCAAACCAAUACAUGGCUACUUCUGGUUUUGGUAAUCUUACAAAUCCAUAUUCUACUGUGCCUGUACUUUCGGCCGUCCAAUGUCCUGAUGCUAAGAAUCAGUUGUUGCAUCCUCCCUACAAUCCUGCAACUGCUGUCACAGAUGCCUCUGUACGACCUUCAACAAUGACGCCACAGGAAAAACUUGAAAAACUUAGACGCAGACAGCAAAUGCAGGCAAUGCUUGCUAUUCAGAGACAACAGCAGCAAUUUCGCCAUCAGGUGCCUGUAGCAGAUCAAUCCAUUUCUCAGAACUGUAGCCAAGAUAAUCUACUCCAGCUUGCCGACAAAACUAAUCUCCAAAGGCUAACUGCAAUGCCUUCCUUCGAUCCUAAUUCCUCUUUGGAACUAGAUGAUAUUCGCAGCGCCGCUGCUGUUGAUGAUUCGGCAGAAUUCUCGGUUCUUUAUAGGCUUCAGGAUGUUGUGGCAAAGUUGGAUAUGGGAACACGGACUUGUAUACGGGAUAGCUUAUUCCGGUUAGCUGGUAGCGCAGGUCAGAGACAUCACCCUUCUAAGAAGACUAGCCAGGAUGACCAGGAAGUUACUGCCAAAGAAGAAUCCAGAUAUAGAUAUGCUGGGAUCCCAGACACAGAAACAGUGACGAAUCCCACAGACAGAACUGUGGCACAUUUGCUCUUUCAUAGGCCUUUUGAUAUGUCGGCGGCAAGGCAUAUGGAAGGACCAGAAUCACCCGCUUCUUCGAAGAUGGGAACUGGAGGAAAAGGGAGUUUUCCUAAACGAGAGAAUCGCAUAGAUAAGCAGAAAGCAAAAGAGGAAGACAUAUCUGCAGGUUCACUUGCUUUAGGAAAUGCACCAAACUCUGGAUCCAGUAGUACUGUUGGUGAGAAGGUUGUUGAAGCAUCGCAAGGAAACAAAAGAAAGUUGUGA